Molecule: messenger RNA, 1227 nt
Organism: Propithecus coquereli (Coquerel's sifaka)
Lineage: Eukaryota; Metazoa; Chordata; Mammalia; Primates; Indriidae
Gene: CENPN
Product: centromere protein N
Exons: 11
Coding region: 217-1227 (336 amino acids)
Biological process (GO): CENP-A containing chromatin assembly; chromosome segregation
Source: RefSeq, a predicted model, not a curated record
UUCUCUGCUCAGGGGAGUGACGCGGGGCUUCGGCGAGUUCCACUUCUGUCGCUUCCUCCAGGCGGUCCCCUGUGCGCAAGGCACAUUCCAAGGUUUGGGCUCCGGCGGGCGGAGCCUGGUGGCGGCGGGCACUGCGAUUGGUGGCUUUGAAGGCGCGGCGGGCGGGAACAGCUGCUGAGGAGCGAGGCGGCUGGAGAUGUGGGCCGUGCCAAAGAGAUGGAUGAGACUGUUGCCGAGUUUAUCAAGAGGACCAUCUUGAAAAUCCCCAUGACUGAAAUGACAACAAUCCUAAAAGCCUGGGAUUUUUUGUCUGAAAAUCAACUGCAGACCGUAAAUUUCCGGCAGAGAAAGGAAUCUGUGGUUCAGCACUUAGUUGAGCUGUGUGAGGAAAAGCGUGCAAGUCUCAAAGACGCAGCCCUUUUAGACAUCGUUUAUACUCAAGUUCAUCGGCACCAGAAAAUGUGGGAUGUUUUUCAGAUGAGUAAAGGACCAGGUGAAGAUAUUGAUCUUUUUGAUAUGAAACAAUUCAAAAGUUCAUUUAAGAAAGUUCUUCAGAGAGCAUUAAAAAAUGUAACAGUCAGCUUCCGAGACACUGAGGAAAAUGCAGUCUGGAUUCGAAUCGCCUGGGGAACACAGUAUACAAAGCCAAACCAGUACAAACCUACUUAUGUGGUGUAUUAUUCCCAGACACCAUACGCCUUCACUUCUUUCUCCAGGCUGAAGAGCAACAUACCCCUUCUGGGUCAGGCACUGACGAUUGCUAGCAAACACCAUGAGAUUGUGAAAAUGGACCUGAGAAGCCGGUAUCUGGACUCUCUUAAAGCUAUUGUUUUUAAGCAGUAUAAUCAGAACUUUGAAACUCACAACCCUACAACACCUCUACAAGAAAGAAGCCUUGGGCUACAUGUAAAUAUGGAUUCAAGGAUCAUUCAUGAAAACGCAAUGGAAAAAGAGAGAGUCCAAAGAGUAACUCAAGAAACUUUUGGAGACUAUCCUCAACCACAGCUAGAAUUUGCACAAUAUAAGCUUGAAACGAAGUUCAAAAAUGGAGGCAUCUUGGCUGAGAGGGAAGAACCCCUCCGGUGCCUAAUAAAGUUCUCUAGUCCACAUCUUUUGGAAGCAUUGAAAUCCUUAGCACCAGCAGGUAUUGCAGAUGCACCACUUUCUCCACUGCUCACUUGUAUACCCAACAAGAAAAUGAACUAUUUUAAAAUUAGAGAUAAAUAA